Messenger RNA from Caenorhabditis briggsae, 1602 nucleotides. Bases 1 to 1602 code for a protein of 533 amino acids. The record is from RefSeq and is a predicted model, not a curated record. The transcript has 6 exons. Gene Ontology annotation, molecular function: protein binding. Lineage: Eukaryota; Metazoa; Nematoda; Chromadorea; Rhabditida; Rhabditidae.
AUGUUGUAUGAGACAACAAUUUGCAAAGAUCUUGGAGUUCCGGAAGAUUGUUACAAGCAUCUUUGCAAUCCAACUGUUUUACCGGACAUAUUGAAUCGUCAUAUUGUCUUUGAAAAACGAUUGAAUUGUGGGAGAUAUAUUGUACCGAUAACCAAAUGCUUAACACAAGGAAGAGAUGUAGGCACAUGCUGCUUAGAGGAGGAUCACCAAGAGAUGUACAAGGAUUGUUACGGAAUGUGCAAUGGUACUGUAGACAACUAUGGAGACUAUUUGAGAGAAGAUUUUCUGAUGUGUUUUGUUUCAAACGUUCCCACUAUAUUUCCUUGUCUCUUGGAAGGCUAUAAAUACUCACCUACUCCUCCUCGUAACUUAGAGCUAGUUUCCAAAACCAAUCACUCUGCUAAAUUUAUAUGGGAUGAGCCAGCUGAGUUUGCUGAUUCAUUGGACCACUACAGAAUUCACCUAACCCAACGAACCGGGCAAUAUGGAACAGGGAAAUACUUUAUCACAAAAGAAAGGAACUUCACGUUGGAAGGAUUGAUCUCUAACUUUGCGUAUACGGUUCACGUGGUUGCUCAUGCCGGAGAAUACAAGAAUAACUCUGAUUGGUACAAAUCGGGCGUCUCGAAUUUGGUAUUAUUCAAUAUAGGACCACAACUGGCAGUUUCAAAAAAUGAGCUUCUGAUGCCCAACAGCACAAAAACAGUGAUUUUAUUUUGCCAGUUAAAACUAAUCUCCUAUGCUGAAAGAUCUCUCGAAUGGGUCAAAACGAUAGGAGACGAAACGAUAGUCUUAGAGUCUACUGAAAAGUAUUCCAUAAAAAUUUACCAACCGGAACAUCGCCUUUUAAAAGACACCAUUUUAUCUGCCUUAAAAAUCAAUGACUUCGAUGAAAACGAUUUUGGAUCUUAUCGCUGCUAUAUCAAAAAUACCAGAAUCGAAUACUACGAAACAAAUGUGACUUUGUGGGAUCAUAGUGAGCAAACACCGGCUACAAAUCCUCCUGAGACACUACUGGAAUGUUGCUCAAAAAAUGUUGAAAAGGAACAUUGCCGAACGAUUUGUACGAAAGGGGUCGCAAAUAAGAAAGCUAUGAUAAGGCCAGAACAUAUCAUUCCACCAUUUCAUAGCUGCAAGGAAGAAUUGAAUCAACUUCUCAAAUGCACUCAUGAUGGUCUUAAUGCUGUGCCCUGUUGUGUUCAUCAUGAGUUACCGUAUUCUUGCCUAGGACUAUGCAAUGAGCAGUUUCCUAUGGAAAAGAGAGAUGUAAGAUGGUUUUGUAAAGAUCAUUAUAAGACGAUCUAUAAAUGCAAAUUAGAGGCGAUGGACAAUACACCGGAAGGUUUAGGAGAUGUAAGGCCAUUGCACAUUUGGGGAUGGACAUUUCGAUUUUCCUGGGAUAAGGUUGAAGGCGCAAAAGUAUAUCACGUCUACACUAGGAGAAAGGAAGGAAAAUGGAAAGUUCGCGUUACCCUGGACAACACUGUAGACGUAACACGUCAAGAUGAGGCUGUCAUAAUAGCUGUGAAUGAAUUUGGUCAAUCUCUUCCAUAUCGCCUCUACUAUGAUAUCAAUGGCUGGGAACCUGUUGAUCAUUGGUGA